Rhizopus microsporus ATCC 52813 is the source of this 1308-nucleotide messenger RNA. RefSeq lists its product as uncharacterized. The record is from RefSeq and is a predicted model, not a curated record. NCBI's taxonomy places the organism in Eukaryota, Fungi, Mucoromycota, Mucoromycetes, Mucorales, Rhizopodaceae. The transcript is spliced from 11 exons. Bases 1 to 1308 code for a protein of 435 amino acids. Gene Ontology annotation, cellular component: nucleus.
AUGGAUACUAUGGAUAUUACUAUCCACCCGCUAGUAAUGCUACCACUGCACCUCCAGGUAUGCAACAACAACACCCUUCUGCUUAUUAUUCUCAGUACAACCAAUAUCAAUAUAAUCAGCCGCCAGGCACUUAUUCAUACUCACAACCUCCAAGCGGAAUCGUGGCCACCUUCAUUACAACAAUAUGUCCAAGAUGUCUUUGCCAACUGCUUACCAGGAAAAAGGGACGAGGCUGAAUUACAGUUACGCAACUUGAUCUUGGAAAGUCAUAAAGCAGGCACAUUGUUGACAACAGACUGGAGCGAAGUAGAUUUACCAAGAAAAAAAGAAAGAAGUAAUGGUAGGAAGAAAGUAAGCCUACAGACACAAAAGCUGAGCAGUGAGGAAGAAGCAAAGAAAUUAAGACGACUACGACGAUUUGAGGAAGAUGCUGCGCAAUAUAAAGCUGAAAAUAUGUCCUCAACUAUGCAGCAAAUGCAUUUGGAUGGACCACUGGUGAGUGAUACAAUUAUAGGUACUUCGACUAAAUUAGAGAAGCAAUAUUUACGAUUGACUUCUGCACCUGAUCCUUCUACUGUGAGACCAUUACAUAUAUUGAAACAGACAUUGCAAUUAUUACGAGAUAAAUGGAAGAGUGAGCAAAAUUAUACUUAUAUCUGUGAUCAAUUCAAAUCAAUGAGACAGGACUUGACUGUUCAACGCAUCAAGGAUGAGUUCACAGUGCAGGUAUAUGAGAUUCAUGCUCGAAUAGCUUUAGAAAAGGGUGAUUUAGGAGAAUACAAUCAGUGUCAAACACAGUUGAGAGGACUCUAUGCAUCCAAGAUACCCGGUAAUGUGAUGGAAUUUACAGCAUACCGCAUAUUGUACUUUUUACAUACACAAAACUGGGCAGAUGUCAAUUCGGCUAUGUCAGAACUAACAGGUGAACAAAAGGAAAAUGAAUUUAUUCAACAUGCGCUACAAGUACGUUCUUCUCUUGCUACGUCUAAUUAUCAUCGAUUCUUUUAUUUAUACAAGACAGCACCAAAUAUGGGUGGUUAUUUAAUGGACCAAUUUGUAGAAAGAGAACGAGUACAAUCAUUAUUGAUCCUAUGCAAGGCUUACCGUCCAGAUCUUUCCCUAGACUUUAUUCAAAAUGAGCUAGCAUUUGAAUCAAGAGAAGAGCUGAUAAAAUUUCUAAAAGAACAGAACGCACUCUUCCUAAAGGCUAAUAAUUCAGACUUUUUAGAUGUUAAAUCAGCACUCGGUAGUUUAACGGAAAGCGUGAAGAAAUAUAAAAAGAUUGAUAUCAAAGGUCAAGUGUAUUAA